UGGGUAGCCUACCAGCUUCGUAUACAGAGAACCCUCCCACAAUGAAAUGGUGCUUUGUCCAGCAAUUGAAGAACCAGACAACCCAGUGCCAUUUAAGAACCAGUUCUUUUAAGAGUGUAGGUGGCUGAUUAGUAAUCGUAAGACCUGAAGAUAGAAAGUGUCCCUGAACGUACGUGUGGGUUCUGUGCCAUUUUCCAGAAGCGCUAACUGUUCAGGAUGUCCAGGAUAGCCGCAUAUUAGACGAAGAUCUUGUUUGGCGACGAGGUCCAGUUCUCAAAAGCUUUCAGCAGCUCGCCUUUACUGCCCCCCGGUGGCGAUGACGGUAAUUUCAUAGUAAUGCCGCAGUGGAGAUCCUGCGACACUUUUUCUUUUUUAGAACAUGUCAAGCACAGAGCAUCCCAGAUCUGAUCAAGUUGUGGACGGCGGGACCGAGAUUGCCAUCAGUAUGUGUGAUAUGAGCGGAGGGGACGAGGUGAGUGUGGAGCAGAUGAACGAAGAGAAAUGUCCUCCUUCUCCUCCUCUUUCCACUUCUCCUGGUGCUCAGACGCUGCAGCACAGCCAACAUGAUGGUCACAAUACUCUGGAGUCCCAAGAGGCUGCUGACAUCUUUAUCAAGUUAUUCCGUGCUCAAGAGAGAAAACUGCGCUCCUACCUCCGAGACUUAGAAAAGAUAGCAGAUGAUAUGCUGCUUGAUGACAAAAGCAGCACAAUUGUUAGAGUUGCUGAAAAAUCUAGCACUUGCUUAAAACGAGUUCUUACAAUGGGUGGGUCAGCCAUGGCUGCUGCCACAGGCGGUGCCUGUUCAGUACUCUGCAAAACUGGGACGGUGAUGGACAUCGCUGUUAAACUUAGUGGCCCUGUCUCAGAGACCACCUUUCAGGCUUUGGGAGAGAAGAAAGUGAAAGAAAUAUUAUUGAAAUAUGAGCAAGAGAUUAGUGGGAUUCGAGCAGCUUUCGAAAAAAUGAAGAAUACACAACUCAUGGAAACGUCUGAAGAGAAAGAACACAUCCAGUCAGACCUAACAGCAGUAGUCGACACCGAGAAGCACAAGCAAAUAGCCAAGCACUACGCCAUUAAGGCUCUGAGAAGUCCGACUCUUGUGAAAACUGCCAAAAAGUGCAUUAAAGGGGAUUUUAAACUCACUAAAGAGAAGGGAAAGAAAAACAAAACGGGCACAAACGUGUCAGACAAAGUUGUCAGAACUGUGUCUGGGAUGUGCUCCAUGUACACCAACGAUAAAACCGACAUUGUGCAGAAUGUCCGAGAUAAAGUGAAAGAGCUGAGGGUUGAGCUCGAUUCUUAUAAGGAUCUUCGUGACAACUUAGUCCAGCAGGUAAAGGAGUCUGAGAGUACCCAGCAUGCACCUGAGAGGCCACCAUUGCCUUCGACAAAAGUCACAUCACAGACCUUGGAUUCUGCCCUCUAAUUAGCAAAAGAAAAAGUCGAGUCCCAGCUGAAAUGAAAUGCUGCACAAUAAACAAUAAACAUUGUCUCUCACGUGUUUUCACAUUGCUCUUGUUUCUGUUACAGUGAAGCUUCUAUCUACUACAUAAUAGCACUAAGGUCUGUGUGUCCAAUCCAUCUGAGCAAUCUGAUUGGUCAGUUUGGCUUCAGCGAUGCGACUAAAGAGGAAGUGCGAGUGUGAGAAGGCAUAUUAGGCACUCGGAGACAGUUGCCUUCAAUGAUGACAAAUAUAAAACCAGACAAGAGGUGAGAAAGGUGCCUCAAAAAUAACGACACAGUCUGAGAAGGAUGCUUUAUGGAAACGUGGUCAAGAGUGCCGGUUAAGAGAUGUUCAUACCGAGAAAAGGAGCAAAUACUUUUAAUUAUUUUAUUACUGGUACUGUGGGUAGUUAUUAACCCUUGAUAUACGACUGGCCUGACAUGCGAACAACUUGAUUUACGACCAAAAUUUUUGUUUUGAUUUACGACUAACAUCUUGCGUUACGACCCGAAUGCGGUCACGUGUAUCCGAUUGUCCAAUUGUAAACAAACAGCCGAGAGCGUUCGUAAGCGUCAGUCGGAGCCCAGAUACAUGUGUUUGUGGACGUAAUUUCGGUCAGUGCAGUGAUUUAUCUAUAUAUAUAUAUAUAAUUCACUAAGACCAUGGCAAGCAAGACGCAUAAUUGCUAAGGAAGGAAGAGAAGGUAACAAAGGUAAAGAAAGCGAUCACAAUCGAAACGAAGAAGGAAAUUGUGCGGAAAUAUGAGAGUGGAGUUCGUGUGACCGAUCUCGCUAAUAUGUACAGCAUGUCGAAAUCCAGCAUCUCAACAAUUUUACAAAGAAAAGAUUUGUAUAAGGAGGUUCCUUCAAAACAAUAACCACCUUCCGUUUCAUUCUCCUCCUCCUCCCUUCCUGCAGC
Messenger RNA from Erpetoichthys calabaricus (reedfish), 2362 nucleotides. RefSeq lists its product as uncharacterized. The transcript has 2 exons. NCBI's taxonomy places the organism in Eukaryota, Metazoa, Chordata, Cladistia, Polypteriformes, Polypteridae. Gene Ontology annotation, molecular function: lipid binding. The record is from RefSeq and is a predicted model, not a curated record. Gene Ontology annotation, cellular component: extracellular region. Gene Ontology annotation, biological process: lipoprotein metabolic process; lipid transport. Bases 380 to 1426 code for a protein of 348 amino acids.